AUGUUCACAUUACAAUAUAUAUCUUCUAAUAUAUGUGCCAAGCCAUUUAUGGCUUUCAUAAUGCUAGUGAUAUUAUUUACGACUUCGAUUGGCUGUUAUUUAGAGUUGAUGGUUUAUUUAUGUGCAGCUGUUUUGUUGCAAGCUGAUCACUUCAAAAUGUUGACAAAUGAUACAAAUGAGACAAUUGAGCAUGUUUUAGUUAGGAGUGUAAUUGAAAAGAGACCUUUUAAAUAUGCAGAUGAAUCGUCAUUAUAUGCCCAUGUUUGGCAAGAAAUAAUAACUGAUAUUAACAUAUUAGUAAGGGCCAAAUAUAAUAAUAAAUAUUAUCACUUGGGAAGCAUUGAAGAUACAAAGGAUAGAUUUUUUGGUAUCAUGAAUAGUUCUUCACGUUCACUUCGGACGAAAAAGGAUCCUUCAACAGUCAACUUUACCGAUUGGGAAAAGACCUUAUUGAUUGCAAGAAAUAUAUACGAAGAAGACUCUUGUAAUGAAAAGUGUGACGAAAAGUAUUGA
Molecule: messenger RNA, 513 nt
Organism: Debaryomyces hansenii CBS767
Lineage: Eukaryota; Fungi; Ascomycota; Pichiomycetes; Serinales; Debaryomycetaceae
Product: DEHA2G00418p
Exons: 1
Coding region: 1-513 (170 amino acids)
Source: RefSeq, a predicted model, not a curated record